AUUAUAAUAAAAAUACAUUUAAGGUUACAGUAUAGCGAGUGGAAAGUUUUUUUCCAAAGAAUUAAGUUAUGCUGUGAGUACAACUUUUGGAGAAGUAGGAUUUGGAAAGGUAUAUUUCUUUAAUUCUAAUCUUGAGAAUAUCGGAGCAAUAAACGACGAUGAGCUCGGCUCAAUGUUUGGUGCUACGUUGUGCUCUGCAAACUUAGGCGAUGUAGCGCUUCUCGUCGGUGCUCCAGCGUAUGCUGACAGUGAUUACACGUACGACAUUGGCGCUGUAUAUAUAUACAAGGCUCAAUCGGGAUCUGAUUCAAACGAAAUGACAUUAAAGAGAAAGAUAAAAGGCAAGUCGAAUGGUGGAUAUUUUGGCAAUGCUAUAAUAAGCCUCGGUGACAUGGACGGUGAUUUUAAAGACGAAAUAGCAAUAGCAGCACCAUACGAUGAUGGUGGAAGAGGUGCAGUAUACAUUUACACUGGCGAAGGUCUUCUGCAAGGAAAAGUGUCACAAAAGAUCCAACCUGAAGGGCUGACUAAUUUUGGACAGGGCUUAACAGUGGUAGAAGACUUUGACAAAAAUGGGGUCAAUGAUUUGGCUGUGUCUUCAAUUGACAACAGCAGCGUCAUCUUACUUAGAAGUAUAGCAGUAAUAACAGUCAAUUUGUACACAAAGUUCCCAAAUCUACAAGAUAAUAAAAAUAAAACAUACUUUGAAUUUCAAACCUGUCUCAAUGUUCAGUAUCCUGAGAAACUCAAUGAUAUCAAGACUGAUGUUAUAAUAACAAUUGUCACAACAGACUCUAUUUCAAAAUUAGUCGACGCUGAUGAAAAGGGCGUAUUAACAUAUGAAGUAUCAUUAAGGGACAAAAAUGAGUCAUAUUGCAAAAAUAUUGGAGUGUCGAGCAUACUUACACCUGCAAAAGAAUACAAUCUUAUUAUAGCGUACAAGAUAUCAGCUACUUUAAAAGACAACCCUUUGGAAAUGGAUGAUUUUGACAUUUCAAGAGUAAUUUUGAGUGAGCGCAGUGUUUUAAGCGUAAGGGGCGAUGAGUCGAUAACCGAUUGUGGAGAUGGAAUAUGUGUACCAAUAUGGAAGCAUAGUAUGAAUUCGUCUAUAUCGUAA
Melitaea cinxia (Glanville fritillary) is the source of this 1117-nucleotide messenger RNA. Its product is annotated as integrin alpha-4-like. Gene Ontology annotation, molecular function: integrin binding. The coding region runs from base 173 to 1117 and encodes 314 amino acids. Gene Ontology annotation, cellular component: external side of plasma membrane; integrin complex. Gene Ontology annotation, biological process: integrin-mediated signaling pathway; cell-matrix adhesion; cell adhesion mediated by integrin. NCBI's taxonomy places the organism in Eukaryota, Metazoa, Arthropoda, Insecta, Lepidoptera, Nymphalidae. The record is from RefSeq and is a predicted model, not a curated record. The transcript is spliced from 8 exons.